Lingula anatina is the source of this 3089-nucleotide messenger RNA. RefSeq lists its product as uncharacterized. Gene Ontology annotation, molecular function: NAD+ poly-ADP-ribosyltransferase activity; N-acetyltransferase activity. The record is from RefSeq and is a predicted model, not a curated record. NCBI's taxonomy places the organism in Eukaryota, Metazoa, Brachiopoda, Lingulata, Lingulida, Lingulidae.
UGACAGUAUGGCGGCUGCUGCUGUCACUUCGCGCCUCUCUCCAGUAGACUUUUCACCCGAAAAAAAUACUGAAGAAAAUGAUGCUGGAAAUGAAGACCCUGCUGAUUGUUCCAUCGAUUCAAGCAUCCUCUCCGGCGCUAAGUUUGCUGAAAGCCAAGCGUUUAAGAACAAAAAGGGCAAACACACCACGGUCACUCCGCUGAUCAUUGAUUUCAGACGUUUGCUGCAAAGUUCAAAACUUGGUGAAACUAUCGAUAUAAUACCUGGGGUCCCCAACAAAGAACUUCUCCAUGCAGUUGUUGGUCUGUAUUCUGUAUCUUUGUCUGAAAUGACACCCGAUGUAUUAUAUUCUACAGUAUGUGAAAAAUGGGCAAGAACAAUUGUGCUAAUCAGAGAUAUUAAAGAUGUUCUAGAAGAUUUUGAAAUUAGAAGACAGAAAAAAAGGAGUGAAACAAAUGACCAAAAUCUUUCAAACAAUAAUUCUGAACAAAAAGAAGCAGCUGGUGAUUCUAAAAAGACAGCUUGUUCUAAAGAAAGUGGGAAGAAGAAAGAUAAAUCUGAUAAAGAUGAUGUUGCAGCAAAUGGGGAGAUAGAAAAAGAGGACUCUGAAAAAGAGGAUAUUUAUGAAGUGGAGGAAGAUAAGCCAAGUAUAUUUGCACCUGUGUUCAGUGAUUCAGAAGAUGAGGAGGAAGAGGAAGAAAGUGAUGAAGAGGAGGAAGACUACUCAAAGGGCAUAAAUCAUUUUUUACAACUGGUACAAGAGAGAAAGAAGAUCAGGGACAGUCAUGAAGGAUCAUAUGAUGUGAACCAUGUAGGCAUAGAAAACAGACUAGUAGCAUGUGCAACAUUUGAGAAGAAAUUUUGCAAACCAGGGGAGCGCGUAGUUCACCUAACAUUGGUAGCUGUGCGCCAGAGGUAUAGGAAGCAUGGCAUUGGAAAAUACCUCAUCCAGCAAAUCAAGGACCAGUCAGUUGUGGGCCAGUAUGAUGCAAUAGUGGUCCAUGCUGACAACUCCGCCAUUGAUUUCUUUGAGCGGUAUGGUUUCAGUGAUGAUGUGGUCCUCAACAGCAGAUGGGAUGAGUUUGCAGAGCAGUUCACACAGUGCACAUUGAUGUCUUAUCUUCCACCAUUCACUACUGAAGGAGUCCUUGGCAACAAGAGACCAGAACUGGACAUACUGCUGAUGGAGCUGGAAAUAAAAAAGUGGCGACACAAGAGUUUAGAAGCUUACCAGGCUGAGAUAUCAUGUAUGAACAGACUGAGGAGUGAGAUCAUCCACCUUAGAGCUUUAGUGACAUCUCAGCAAGAUCUCAUAUCAAGUUUGGUCCAAGAAAAUGAAUCCCUCGGACAUGAAAAGUUCAUGCAUGAACGCGAGUUCUUGGAGUACCGUCUUGCAGUAGCCAAGGCAGCUGUCAGCAAAGCAUCAGAUGACAACUCAGGUGACGAAGGCGACAUCUCUGUAGACCAACUGAUAGCAGACAUGGAGAAGGAACUGCAGUUCAGAAAUCUGAUGGACAGAAAGGAGUCUGAUGCAUUUGAUGGAGGAUUUGACUCAUCUCGGUAUGUAGUGACACCAGAGGGAGGCACCAAUGAGCCCUAUGACCAUGGCAGAGACAUUGCAGAGUUUCACAGACUGACAGAAGACUUCAAAGCAGGGAUAGGGAAAGAUAAAGACAUGCCAGGAAAGUGUGAGGUUACAAUGAUUUCCAAGACUUUCCUCACUCAGAAUGUCCAUGAGAGGUAUGAAAUGAGACUGCAGCAUUUAAAGGACCCCACAUUUAAAAUGAGACUGUAUUUCUGUGGCAGUUUGGAGCACCCAGAAAGAAUUCAAGAGAUAAUGAAGAAUGGUUUCUCAGAAGAAGAUUUUUCUCAUGGUGAAUAUGGCCGAGGUCUGUAUUUCUCUCAGUUCCCAUCAAAAGCAGCUCAGUUUUCAGCACUUGGCAAGAUGAUACUUGCUGAAGUCGCAUUGGGAAAGACAGAGAGUGUCCUAAAGAAAGAUAGAGCCAGGGUAUUUCCUCCCAGAGGGUUUGAUUCCAUAGUGGUCCCAGGCAGACUAGCACCAAGUGAGGGAGCACCCCUUUCUGGCACCCCCAGUCUCAACCAAGAAUAUGUUAUCUUUGAUGCAAAUCAGGCAGUACCACUGAAUAUGAUAGAGUUCACAACCACAGCAUAGACAUAGGCAGACUUGGGCAGUACCAUUAAAUAUUAUUAGAGUUUACAUAGAUGAACUCAGGCACUACCACUGAGUAUGAUAGAGUUCACAACCACAGCAUAGACAUAGACUUGGACAGUUCCACUGAAAAUUAUAAGAGUUUAUAACCUUAGCAUAGACAUGGAUGAACUCAGGCACUACCACUGAACAUGAUUAGAGUUUACAACCACAGCAUAGACAUAGAAAGAAUCAGGUACAUAGAAUAUAAGUGUUGUUGUUAGAGAGAAUAUUUAAGACCUUCAUACAUCUAUUGUAUGUGAAAAAAAAAUUGAAAAGGAGCAAUGGGUACAUGAAGAAACCUUGCCUCUUUUUGUAUAUUCGAUUAGUCAUGUAAUACACAAUUUUAUGAUUAACAGAGGAAUUUUGUUAAUUAAAUGUUGUAAUGUUUUCUAACACUAUUUACAUUGAUAGUUGAAAAUUAUGUAAAUACAGUGUACAAGUGUUAAUGUUUAUGAUUAAAAUACAAAAACACCUGUCCUUUUAACAUACAAGUGGCUUAGGACAAUGCAACACUUUUAUUAUUUGUUGAAAUACGUAGGUUUAUAACAAUGAUGAAAAAGUAAUGCCUCAUAGUCCUAGCUUAAAAACAUUUUGUUUUAUUGAUAGAAAACACAUUUAGUCUCUUUAAAACCAAUUUACUUUUUUGCCAAUUUUAUUAUUAUUGUUAUAUGUAUAUAUUAAAUUUUAAUGGUAAGUGUAAGUACAGAUGCUUUUUGGAUGUUGUGCUGUUAUAAAUGGGAUGAAAGCUAACUGUCCUGAACAAAACGCUCAUUUUUUUCUUACAAGAGUAAAUUUUGUUGAUGUUAGAUGAUCUUUAACCAAGGACAAAAUUUAAUAUGUACAUGUGUGUGCGUGUGUUGAUUAAACACUGAAUAGA